Messenger RNA from Microstroma glucosiphilum, 2004 nucleotides. RefSeq lists its product as hypothetical. NCBI's taxonomy places the organism in Eukaryota, Fungi, Basidiomycota, Exobasidiomycetes, Microstromatales, Microstromataceae. The transcript is spliced from 5 exons. Gene Ontology annotation, biological process: glutamyl-tRNA aminoacylation. The record is from RefSeq and is a predicted model, not a curated record. Gene Ontology annotation, molecular function: ATP binding; zinc ion binding; glutamate-tRNA ligase activity. Bases 1 to 2004 code for a protein of 667 amino acids.
AUGGCAGCCGCAGCCAGGCAUGGCGUAGCAGCGCACCUGUACAGUCACCCUUCCACCUCACGGCUGGACCUCCGCCCUGCCCUUCAGUACACAAGGCAUCCUUCACUACCCUCCCCUCCCCAUCCACGCACCUUUCAUCAAUCACCCUCAUCUCGCGUCCCAUCAGGAGCCAUACAGAUAGUAUCCCCGAAGCUACCAGAAGAUCCCAAGAUCAAGCCAGAUCUCCCUCCAAGCAAGCCACCUCGUCUACGAUUCGCACCUUCACCCACUGGACAGCUGCAUUUGGGUGGACUACGCACGGCCCUCUUCAAUCACCUCUUUGCAAGGAGAUUUGGUGGCAAAUGGUUACUCAGGAUUGAGGAUACGGAUCAGACCCGCUUGGUACCUGGCUCAUUAGAGUCGAUGCAAGAGAUACUUCAAUGGGCAGGCCUAGACUGGGACGAAGGGCCAAGCUCCUCCUCCAGUAGCAGCAGUGGUCCAUAUGUUCAGUCACAGCGCCUAGACAUCUACAGGCAUUACUCGGAGGAGCUCAUCAAACGAGGAAAAGCCUACCGGGACUUUCGAGCCCAUCAGGACGAGGAUCCUGAUGCCGAGGUGGCAAGGAGGGCCGUGGCACGGGGGAACAUGAAGCGCAAUGCCCAGGAAGUCAAGAGAGAUAACGAACGAGCGCGGAUUGUAGCCCGGAAGGGCGUGCAGCAGUAUGUUCCCCCUGACGAGGAGCACGCUCAAAAGCUCAUCAAGUCGGGCAAAGGGUACUGCGUCAGGCUGAGGAUGGAACCAAAAGAGACAAUGUUCCACGACGGAGUGUCCGGCCGCCUCCUCUUCAAGCCCGACAUUGGAGUCCAUGACCCAAUUCUGAUGAAGACCGAUGGCUGGCCGACGUAUCACUUGGCCAGCGUCGUAGAUGAUCACCUCAUGGGCAUCACGCACGUUCUGCGCGGCGAAGAGUGGCUGCCUUCGGUGCCCAAGCAUCUCGCCAUCUAUUCCGCCUUUGGCUUCACCCCGCCUACGUUCAUGCAUCUGCCUUUGCUGAUGAACAAAGAUGGCACGAAGCUGAGCAAAAAGACGCAGGACGUACAUGUGUCAGUAUGGAGGGAGAUGGGAUAUGAGCCCGAUGCGGUACUCAACUACGUUUCGUUGAUGGGCUAUAACCACCACGGUGAAGAGCCUGUAGAACAUACCGAAGGGGAGGGCAAUGCAAGAGAGGUCCUGACCUUGAAGGACCUGAUAGAAUCGUUCGAUCCGUUGAGGAUAUCCCGCCAUCGAGCAGUCCCUUUCCCGCCUAAGCUAGACUAUCUCAACAAGCGGCACCUCCUUCUCAAGGCCAACGGUCCCCCCACCUCCUCUCCCGCCAGCCAGUCUCCGGAUGACAGCAGUCGAGACGGUCUACACGCUCUCUAUCUACGGGCCCUACCCGCUCUAAAGGAGCGCUUCUCAGGGGCAGAACAGGCUGGUCUCCUGACCGAAUCGUACAUCAAGCCCGUCAUCCAGGAGAUGAUCGGUCGCGUCCUCCUCUUCAAGGACCUGCCAUACGAAGCCCGCUACCUCUUUGAAGAACCAGAUUACGGCGCCAUUCUUUCCCCCGAGCAAAUUAAGAAGAAGGGUGUCGCGGGAGAAUCAGGAGGAAGUGCGGUCUCGGCUGCGGCUGCAGCGAUUGCGACUGGGGAGAAGCCUGAUCCCUUUACGGAGUACAAGACGAGAAAGGUUCGCAAAGGGACAGCAGCGGCUGCACGAUUGCCGCGCUUUGGUGAAUUCAUCGAGCGGGCUUACAAGACGAUGGAGGGUCUUAGCACCAGUGGAGGCAAUGAAGGAGGAGAAUGGGCGGAUCGAGAGACGUUGCGCUCCACUUUCGACCGACUUCUCGAGGAGCUGGACGCUGAGCAGGCUCCUCGCGAGUCGGGAAGCGAUCGGAUCGACAUGAUGAGGAUACUCCGGUUUGCCCUCUUUGGCGGAAAACGGGCGAAGCAGUGGAAGGAGGAGGCGGAUGUGGCGCAACAGUCGUAG